AUGACAGCCAACCCUGGGAAGUUCGAGCUCUGCACCUUCAACAGUGAUGAGGCUCUGUCAUUCUGGGUUGGUGCUCCUCCUCCUGGUGAUCUCGUUGCCUUCAGAUUCCUUAGGUUAACCUUAGCCUCAGCCUCUCUCCACAACGAGGUAGGUGGAAAUGGUUUAUUUGGAAAUGACGGAGUAGACAUGACAAGCUGUACUGACCGUGGGGGCAGAUGCUUCUUCGGCUGUAAAGCCGGAUGGGAAUGGGCUGCAUUCUGUCAUAACAUAUUGUCAUGUUGUAUAGAACUGAAAAAGCAUAAACCCAUUCAAAGCAAAGAAAUAUGA
Messenger RNA from Choloepus didactylus (southern two-toed sloth), 327 nucleotides. RefSeq names its product defensin beta 136 (gene DEFB136). Bases 1 to 327 code for a protein of 108 amino acids. The record is from RefSeq and is a predicted model, not a curated record. Lineage: Eukaryota; Metazoa; Chordata; Mammalia; Pilosa; Megalonychidae. The transcript is spliced from 3 exons. Gene Ontology annotation, biological process: defense response to bacterium.